Molecule: messenger RNA, 5319 nt
Organism: Salvia hispanica
Lineage: Eukaryota; Viridiplantae; Streptophyta; Magnoliopsida; Lamiales; Lamiaceae
Gene: SAC3B
Product: SAC3/GANP/Nin1/mts3/eIF-3 p25 family
Biological process (GO): mRNA export from nucleus
Cellular component (GO): transcription export complex 2; nucleus; cytoplasm
Source: RefSeq, a predicted model, not a curated record
GGAGAGAUCAAUACGACGUCGUACGGUCCGGCAAUCUGCGUCGUCAUAAAUCAUAACCAUCAUUUUCUGAAGCUCGAGGACCCUUUCCCCAAUUUAAAACCCUAACAAUUUGAAAAACUCCUUAGCGGACCUGAAGAGGAUACUCCUUACAUACAUGUGUUGCUGGAUUUUAAGACGCACACUGUUGCACAUCUGUUGAAUCACAAGAUUUGAGAGUUGAGAAGAACUAUGGCAUUCAGCGGAUUUGGGAAGAAUUCAGGUCCAAGUGCAGGGGCGCCAACCCCCUUCGGAAAUUUUCCUCGGCAGCCGCCCCCCUCUUCUCCAUUUCCAGUUUCGCCGAGAAGCAAUGAGCCUCCUUUGAGAUGGGGUGAUGCGAAGGCAUCUUCAUUGAAAGAUCCUGCUUCCCUAUAUCGAAGGCCUCCUGCUGAUCUUCAGCAGGAUCCAUCAAGACAUUUAAGACCCAGUGGCCCUAUAAAGACUGCAGAUGCCCAAUCUAUAAGAAGAACUAGUGCACCUUUUAUUCAGUCACCACAUGACAUUGCAAAUACAUCCAGGAUUCCCCUGAGUAGUGACCAGAAUUACAUGGAUCCUUAUGGAGCGCGAUUGUCUCGUCCAGUUUCUCAUAACAAUGUAUAUGCUGGUGGCCAGCGUCCUCAUAUUCAAGAUAUUCAGCAGCACUCUGUCUCUCCCAUUUGGGUUAACAACUCGAAUUUAUCAAACCGUAAUGUCAGUCCACCAGCAACACAAAGACUUUCCCCAGUAUUUCCAACAGGAGGUACUCAUCAACCUGGACCAAUGUUUAAGACCAAGCAUGCAGAUGGUCCUGAUCAAAAGCGGACACGGUCCCCAACAUUUCCUACUGCCACAGUGUUUUCCUCUGAAAAUGCUCGUGCUGAUGGUCAGAAAAGAUCUUUAGUUGACUAUAGGGACCUUGAUGCUCCCGAGGCUAUGUCUUUACCGCCAUUGGAUUUUGAGAGCAGCACCCCCAGAAGGGAAUCUUCUCGGCCCUUUGGAGGAAAUCAGAAGCCAUUUCCCUCUCCCUUUAUGUCUGCUGAUCAAUCAAAACCCCCCAUGAACACUACCACUCCACUGGUUCGGGAAGAUGUACCUGGAGUCUUGACAACAAAGGGCUCGUAUCAACCUGGAAGAAAGCUUCAGCCCGAUCAUGGGGAUGUUCAACUUCCAAAACGAACAAGGUCUCCAACAAUUCCAUCUCCCAAUGGAAAUUUUGCACAGAAUCCUGCCAGUGGUUUUGACAUUCACAAAAGAGGCCCUGGUUUCCAAAGAAGAAGUCCGUCUCCAACAUCUAUACAACCCAUGAAUGCUGAACAUGAUGUAAACACGCCAGUGGGGGUUCCAGCUGUUAAAAGAACCAAGAUACCCCGUCAAACUUCACCUGGUCUAGUGUCUCAGGGGAACUUGGAUCCUGAAGAGGAGAUUGAGCGAGAAAUGCAUGCAAAAGCAAAGCGUUUGGCUCGCUUCAAGGAUGAAUUAAGCCAACCAGUGCCAAGCCAUCCAAUUGUCAAAAACCAAAAGGAUCCAGCCAAGAGUCAGCAGCUGUCUUUACCGGAUAAGCAAAGUUUCUUUGGGGAUCCAAAAACGGAUAUGAUGGUGGAUUCUUCCAGUGGGAAUGCCUUCUCAGACCAUGAAGGCGCAUCAUCGUCCACUAGUAUAGUUGGAUUAUGUCCAGAUAUGUGUCCAGAGUCUGAAAGAUCUGAGCGUGAAAGAAAAGGAGAUCUUGAUCAAUAUGAACGCGUGGAUGGGGAUAGGAACAUAACCAGUGAAUAUAUUGCUGUAAAAAAGUAUACUAGGACUGCAGAGAGGGAAGCAGAGCUUAUUCGUCCAUUGCCAAUCUUGCAAAAGACAAUAGACUAUCUUAUGAAUUUACUGGAUGAACCAUACGAUGAUAGAUUUCUUGGCUUAUAUAAUUUCUUAUGGGAUAGAAUGCGGGCCAUUCGUAUGGAUUUGAGGAUGCAGCACAUUUUCAAUCUAGAGGCUAUCACCAUGCUUGAGCAAAUGAUAAGACUUCACAUAAUAGUCAUGCAUGAGUUAUGCGAACAUACUAGAGGAGAGGGGUUCUCUGAGGGAUUUGACGCACAUCUUAAUAUUGAGCAGAUGAACAAAACUUCUGUAGAGUUGUUUCAGUUUUACGAUGAUCACAGAAAAAAAGGAAUAGAUGUGCCAUCUGAAAGAGAAUUUAGAGGCUAUUAUGCACUCCUUAAGCUUGACAAGCAUCCUGGGUAUAAAGUUGAACCUGCAGAGCUGUCACUUGAUCUGGCUAAGAUGACCCCAGAGAUGCGGCAAACUCCAGAAGUGUUAUUUGCUCGUGAUGUGGCCAGAGCCUGCAGAACAGGAAAUUUUAUUGCCUUCUUUAGGCUUGCCCGCAAAGCUAGUUAUCUGCAAGCUUGCUUAAUGCAUGCACAUUUUUCAAAGUUACGUACCCAGGCUCUUGCUUCUUUGCACUCUGGUCUGCAAAUGAACCAGGGAAUUCCCGUUUCUCAUGUUGCAAAAUGGCUUUGGAUGGAGGAAGAGGAUGUGGGAGACCUUCUGGAGUACCAUGGCUUUUCAAUGAGGGAUUUUGAAGAACCGUACAUGGUAAAGGAAAAUGCAUUUUUCAAUGUCGAGAGUGACUUUCCUGUUAAGAGAUCUAAGCUUGUGGAGAGAAAGAGGUCAAGGAUGAUUGUCACUGAUGUCAUGUUUCCUCCACAAACCGAAUCAUAUGCUGAUAACGAAGUAAUAAAAUUCAAGCUAAAGAAGGAUCCUCACCCAAGGCCAGCUUUACCUACUGUAGCUGUCAGCACUCCUCAGCUCCAUGAUGGGGAAAUGCACGACAUAGUUACCAGUUUAUCUCCAAAAAUUAAUAUGCAAAAGCCAACGCAUAAAUCUUCUAGUUCCCCGUUUACACCAGAUAAAAGAACCACUCCACAUGAGGUUCAGGAGGUUUCAGCUGGUCUAUCGGUAGUAUCAGAUUUCUCCAAAAGUUCCCCUAAACCUCAUGCCAGUGCUGUUGAAUCUGAAAACAAAUUCAAGUUUGAACCUGCUUUUAGGAUAUCAUUUGGUAGAUCAAUGAAACCUGACUUGGAAGCAACACCGGCAGUCACCCUGCAGACUGCAAUCACUGAAGUGACUGCUGAGGUAGACACAGGUCCUGUUGCAUCUCAUGUUUCUGUUGUUUCUACUCCAAUAGAAGAGCCUGUUUUCUCUGAAGACAUAGAAGAUGAAGAACUAACAGAAGUUGUGGAAGAAGAUACAACUGAUGAAGCAACGACUAGUAAUUAUGAUUUAGAAGUCCUGGAAGCCAGACUUAGGUUGAUGUUGAGGAUAUGGAAGCGUCGUACCACAAAUAGAAGGAAAUUGCGCGAGCACAAACAGUUCACAGCAAAUGCUGCAAGGGAUUUGCUUUCGUUGGGCCCACCAAUUUGGCAGCUUGAAGUUCAACCAGGCAUCUCUGGGACGUUCAACAUUGAUCAUGUCAUGCGUGAGAGACAUGAAACUCAACAAAGGUCGUGGUCGGUGCUGAAUCCUUUAGAUGUGGUUGCUUCUAAACUUUUUGAAAAAAAUCCAGAUGCCAAAUGCAUCUGCUGGAAGUUGGUUCUAUGUUCACAGGAAGAGACUCUGCAUCAAGGAAAUCCUAGGCUUCCCAAUGACCUCUCAAUUGCUGGUUCAUGGUUGCUUUCCAAGCUCAUGCCUGCCAACAGUGAUUGUUCGGAUGAUCUGAUUUUGUCAUCUCCUGACCUUGCGAUUUGGAGAAGUUGGAUCCCUAGCGAAUCUGAUGAUGACCCGACCUGCUGUUUUUCAGUUAUCAAGAGCACAAACUCUGAUGAUAUAAAUAAGUCGAUAACAGGAGCAAGUGCGAUUCUCUUCCUUUUAUCUGAAGGGAUUCCUCUAGAACUCCAGAAGCAGCAGCUUCAUGACAUUGUUGCUCUCUUACCUUCUGGUUCUUGCGUGCCCCUUAUUAUACUCAGUGGCUCCGACAAUGAUGAAUCUGACAUCUCUAACAUAGCUAAAGUUUUGGGGCUCCACGACAUUGACAAGUCAAGGGUGAUUGUUUCUUGCUUUGCUUCUCUUAAAGAUGUCGAAAUGCAAGGGUUGGGUGGUUUUUUCAGUGACAAAUGUCUAAGAGAAGGACUAGAAUGGCUGGCUUGUGAAUCUCCACCACAGAUCAGUGUUAGCAGAGUAAAAACUCGUGAAUGGGUUCUCUCCCACUUGAACACUACUCUUAAAGUUCUUGAUGGUAUGGACAUCUACAGAGUAGGACCUAAUGACUGCAUUUCAAUCUUCAAUGAAGCUUUGGAUCAAACCUUGAAUGAAGUGUCUACGGCAGCCCGAGCAAAUCCAACUGGCUGGCCUUGUCCUGAAAUUGACCUGCUUGAUGAGUUCAGUGAUGAGUUCAUGGCUGCAAAACUGUACUUACCAAGCGUAGGAUGGAGCUCAGCUUCAAGAACUGAAACGCUGAUGUCUGCAUUGAAUGACUGCAAGCUCCCUCCAUUGGAGGAUGACCUGUGGUGGUUAUCUAAAGGUCUUGGUAUCGGAGGUGAUAUGGAAAACCAGAAAUUGCGGUUCGAAAAUUGUUUGGUAAACUAUUUAACAGAGGCUAGUAAGAUGAUGGGAGAAGCCAUGGCCCUAAACGAGGCAUCUAUGUUGCUUCAAAGUUGCACCUCACUUGAGCUUCACAAUACUACCUAUUACAUCAUUCCAAGGUGGCUUUCAAUUUUUCGAAGGAUAUUCAACUGGCGGCUGAUGAAACUAAAUAGCGAAGAACUGUCUUCAACGUAUCUCCUGCCACUGCCUAGCUCGUCUCCUCCAAGUUCAGAAGUCCUCUAUAGAUUGGAAUCAGAAGAUACUACUCUACCUCCUUACUUUCCCAAGCCAUCUCUUGAUGAACUGGUUGAAGUUGGCUGUUGCCCUACAGGACUCGAGUCGAAUCAUAUGGCUUUCGAGAGCUUUCAACCAUUGGCUUCUGAUUCUGCUGAUAUUCCAUCUUCAAGUGACCAGGUAACAUUAACUGAAGAAGAGAAGAGCCCACAGAAUGACAUGUUUACGGGUUGUGAUUUCUCAGCAGUCGAACAAAACAACGAUGAUAGAUCACUGCUGACCGCCUCUUCUAAAGUUCCUAAAGAUGCUGAUAAACUUAGUGAAUUAUUGGAUAAAUGUAAUAUCAUCCAAAACAUGAUUGAAAAGAAGUUGUCUGUCUAUUUUUGAUUGUAUCUUGCCCCCUUUUUGUGCCAAUACAAAAGCAUUUUGUACCAGAAAUAGCUUGUAUAUCUCUAGACAGCAACAACUUUUAUAUCUGAUCCUUGUCACCAGACUAUUUGCUUA